This is a messenger RNA of Polyodon spathula (Mississippi paddlefish), 1064 nucleotides long. RefSeq names its product probable histone-lysine N-methyltransferase PRDM7. NCBI's taxonomy places the organism in Eukaryota, Metazoa, Chordata, Actinopteri, Acipenseriformes, Polyodontidae. Gene Ontology annotation, molecular function: histone methyltransferase activity; protein binding. Bases 1 to 1026 code for a protein of 341 amino acids. The record is from RefSeq and is a predicted model, not a curated record. Gene Ontology annotation, biological process: regulation of DNA-templated transcription. The transcript has 9 exons. Gene Ontology annotation, cellular component: nucleus.
AUGUUGUGCCAGGAAGACAAGUAUGAUGAACGAAAAGUGUACUUCUCCAAGAAGAAAUGGGCAGAGCUGCAAGAAUGGGAGAAAGUCAUAUACAAGAACCAGAAACAGAACCAUGAAGCAAUGAUUGCCAUAGGGCUGAAUUCACCAAAGCCAGAAUUUAUGCGUCAGCUGCCCAGAAGAAGGCAGACUGCUGUGGAGGAAAACGGUGACUCUGACCCAGAUAAGGAAUGGAUCCCCAGACACAAGAAAGCUGUGUUUGGUUCUGUUGAAUUCCCACCAACAGAGGGCGCUCGUGUGGCAGUGUAUUGUAUAAGUGGCUGGUGCAGGGUGCAGGAAUUAAUCAGAAGACGAUAUUCACAAGGCAAAGUUUACAGCAAUCACAAAAAACAGCAAGUUACUUAUGCUGAGAUUGAUGAACCAAAUGAUGAUGACUAUUUUUACUGCAAUAUCUGCCAUUCCUUCUUCCUUGAUAAGUGCAAUAUCCACGGGCCUCCAGUGUUUAUCAAAAACCCUUUAGUUGAAAUCGGUGUAGCAAAUAGAGCACGCCUCACUUUACCGCAAGGAAUGAAAAUUAAAGUUUCCAAGAUCCCAAACGCAGGUCUUGGGGUCUGGAACGAGCGACGUGUCAUACCUAAUAGCAUCCAUUUCGGGCCUUACGAAGGGGAGCUAACCAGUGAGAAAGAGGCAGCCCUUAGUGGAUAUUCAUGGAUGAUUAGAAAGGGGAACAGUGAUCAUGAGUACUUAGAUGCGAAGAAUGAAGCUAACUCAAACUGGAUGAGGUACGUGAACUGUGCCAGAAAUGAUGAUGAGCAAAAUCUAGUGGCUUUUCAGUACAAAGGACAGAUCUUCUACAGAUCAUGCAAGCCAAUCCCUCCUGGUUGUGAGCUGCUGGUGUGGUACGGAGAUGAAUACGGCAAAGAGCUGGGGGUUGGACUGGAUUUUAUGUGGGAGAGGUCAAUAGGUAAGAACAUAUUUACAAACUGGAGAACCCUGUCCAUACAAUCUGCUGCUGUACUACAGAAGUAGUACUUUUAUCUCUUGGAUAAAAUAGGAUGAGAAGGAAG